AUGCAUUCAAAUACGCCCCCGGUCGCCUCCGGGCAGCCUGGUCUUCCUUCUCAACCUGCAUACACCCCCGUCGACAUGUUGCCAGUGACCAAGGUUCCCGCGCUGGACACGAUCGAUCGGUACGCCGUCGACAAAUCCGUCGGCGCGGUCGUUGGGAAGAGCCCGUCGGUAGAAGUCGCCUGCUCCUCCUCUGUGCGAGAUCUCGCCGAUAGUAUUAUCCAGGGUUAUGCUCGGUUUAUCUCCCGUUUUAUCGGCGCGGAGGAUGUCGCCUUCUUUGUGACUCGCCACGCAGCAUUUGCGACGGGUCCGGAUGCGACGCGGUACGCGGUAUGUGCUUUUGCGGUGGGCUCCGGUGAUGCGGCGACGUACACGGUACACGAAUUCAACGAGGGUCAACGCGACCAGAACGAGGUUCAGUUCAUCUUGGAACUCGGAUUGGGCUCCGGUCCUGAGAAUGGCGAGGCCCAACAAGCAGAUACCCAAGAGGAUAAAUUCGCGCUUUCUGUCCAACACACCUCAUCUGGCACCUUACAACUCCGCUUUUCCUAUCCCCGGAGACUCAUUCCCGAUGCCGCCGUGCAGCAGCUGUUGAACACGUUGAGUGCGCAUCUGGUGCAAUCUUCGCCGUCGCUCAGUUUGAAGACGCCUCUUCCGGAGCUUUCGAUCCUUAAUUUCCCUCCGCUUAUGAUACCUCCUUCGCGAAACCCUGAACAAGACAUAAAUCUUAAUGUCCAGAGCGCACCGCCGCCCGCGCUUCUGCAUGCCGCUUUCGAGGGCUGGGCCCGUCGAAAGCCGGAUGCGAUCGCACUAGAUUUCGUGCAUUCCUUAUCCUCCGCGCAGUCCCCUGCGGAGCACAGUAUCUUGACGUACGCCGCGCUCAACGCCGCCGCUUCUAAUCUCGCCAGCUACAUCCGAACGUUGUGGUCCGACAGUGACCUGCAGACCGACAAUGCCCGCAUCGUGCCGGUUUACCUAUCAACCUCCCCAGAACUUUAUAUCUCCUAUCUUGCCGUCCUCAAAGCUGGCUGUGCCUUCUCUCCGAUACCUCUAGACGCCCCCGAGCAACGCAUUCAGGAUAUUCUCCAUGACAUCCAGUCGCCUAUCAUCCUCGGUGCCGGUUCAGAGCCAUCUUUGGGGCCAUGGAGGUCGGAAAUGCAGGGGUCGGACACCAUAAAACGCACCUGGAUCGAUGUGACUGAGGUUUCUCGAUGGAAAGAAAUGCGCGGCGAUCACCCGCGGUUGCAACUACCUUCACAAGACACUCUCGAAGACCUGGAAAUCAAAGAUGACCAAACAGCCUAUCUUUUCUUUACUAGUGGUUCCACGGGGAAACCAAAAGGCGUUCAGGUCAGCCAUCUCGCGGUCACAUGUUCCAUUGCAUCCCAUUCGACUGCAAUCCCUCUCCCCGGCGACAACCAAGGGGAUUUCCGCUGGUUCCAGUUUGCUUCCCCGACCUUCGACCCGUCUCUGAUGGAGAUCUUCGUGACAUUGAGUAACGGGGCGACCCUGUGCUCGGCAGAUCGAAGCCUGACCUUGACUGAUAUUGAAUCCGCUGUGAAUGAGGCUCGGGCGACAGUGAUGAUGGCCACGCCAAGUUUGGCAGCGCUAUUGCGGCCCUCCCGUCUGACCACUCUCCAAUCCCUCUGGACCAUGGGUGAGAAGUUGAAUCGCACCGUGAUUGACAAUUUCGCCGCCAAACCAGAACCCAAUGGGUCUCCUACCUCCAGAAUGUUGGUCAACGCCUAUGGUCCCACCGAAGGCGCGAUCAACUGCACGUUCCUUGCGCCGGUCGACUAUGCUGUGCGGGGUUCAAUCAUCGGGAGCGCUCUUCCCACGUGCGCCAUGCUCAUUCUAGAUCCCGAUCAGCGUAACCCGACGCCAGUUCCUUCGGGUCUUGCUGGUGAGCUGGCCAUCGCCGGUCCGCAAGUCAGCAAAGGGUAUCUGAACCGCCCCGAGGAGACCGCCAAGUCGUUCGUCUACAGUAGCGAAUUCGGCUAUCUCUAUCGGACCGGGGAUAUGGCGCGCAUUGUGUGGGAUGAAAAUGGUUCGGAGGUCAUUGAAUUUCUUGGUCGGAUCACCACCGAUCAGGUGAAAAUCAGUGGUCGACGGUUGGAGUUGGGCGAGAUCGAGUCGGUCCUCGCGACGGUCGAUGACGUCACGGAAAUCGUGGCGGUCGUGUCCGCAAGGGACAACACUCCUGGCAGUGAGCAGAUCGUCGCAUGCCUCGUAACAAAGGCUACAAGUCGGUCCGCGCGUGAGAAAAUUGUGCGCGAUGCGCAGGAGUCCACUCUGCGGCAUCUUUCGUCUUAUAUGUGUCCCUCCAUUUACGCUUUCUUUGACUCGCUCCCGCGUUCGAGCUCCGGCAAAGUUGAUCGCAAAACCAUCGCAGUGAGACUACAAAGGGGCGGAGAUCGUGGGGUGGAGAUUUUCCUUCCGCCUAAAGCUGGAAUGUCCAAUGGCGUGCAUGAUGAUUGGGAUGAAACCGAGGACGAGACCGUGUUGGCAUUGCAGGACCUUGUCGUGCGCCUCAUCGCUGAGUCGACCGACGAAGAUGCGACUACCAUCAAGGCCGGGUCAGAUCUCUACACUCUGGGACUGGACAGUCUAGGUGCUAUGCGAUUCCUGCAAAAACUGCGAGAUCAAUCUAUCUAUGAUUUGAGCGUAGCGGAUGUCCUUCUCUCCGGAACACCCAAGGGGCUAGUCUCGAUCAUUGCCCGCCGGCAUCAAGAGAAUGGUACGGCCCAGGUGAAUGGGAGUCCGGAGCUAAAUCACUCCCAAGAGCCAUUGGGUGAACGCCUCGCAUUGUUUAGUUCCAAGAACCACCCGGUAUGCGCGGAAAGACUCGGUCUAAACCCCUGCCAGAUUCAGAAGGUGCUGCCAACUACCGCAACGCAGUCCGGUAUGAUCACAAGUCUCCUGCGAAGCUCUUCCGACAGCGCGUCUAGCAGUCGCACGUACAUAUAUCACUCUGUCAUUCCUCUUCAGCCGCAUGUGGAUGUGGAACGCAUGCUUACUGCGUGGGACACUGUCGUCUCCGAAUACGAUUCUUUCCGGACGGUGUUCUGUCUGGUCGACGAUGAUUUGGCGCCAUUUGCUCAAUGUAUUCUCGCGCCGGGAGCGGCGUCACGGCCAGAAUGGAACAUCUGUUCUGCCAAGGACACUUCGGAAGAGAGUCUCCACAAGGCGUUCCAAGACGCGGAGGGGCAGAUCAGAUUAAAAACUCCUCCGUGGAAGCUUUCUCUAAUCACAACCCCCGAGAAGCGGCUGAUUAUCCUGAGCAUGUUCCACGGCAUUUUUGACGGUGGUUCCUUACAACUGCUCCUCGAGGAUGUAGCUUCGGUGUACAAUUCCAAUGGCCUCGCAGAGCGCACUUCCCUUGAACACAUUGUUAAACAUCACUUCGGUGCCGAUCAUGAGGCUGCAUCCGUCUUCUGGGCGAAGCACCUAGAUCAGUAUUCCCCCGUGGCGUUCCCCUCACUCACCCCUCAACGACCACCUGCGGUGAAGACAGUGGGAUAUGUGGAGAUAACGUCCAAGAUCAGCCAUGCCGAUUUGAAGAAGCGGUCCAAAAAUAUAAGCUCGACUCCUCUCGCCGUCCUCCAAUCAGCCUGGGGCUCUAUCCUGCUAGCUUAUACAGGAACUCAGGAUCAAGAUGUGACAAUAGGUAGUGUCGUGUCUGGACGGCUCGACCGCGACUCGGAAAGUUGCAUUGGUCCGACCUACUCCGUCAUCCCGUUGCGACUUUCCGUCAAUCAAAUUGCCCGUGGCCUUGACGAUGUUUGCACCAACAAGUCUGUUGCCCGCUACCUGACUUCUUUUGGUGCGCAGGCGUUAUCACACCUGCAGCUAUCGCUAGGAUCUACUGUGACAGCAGAUGGCCGGCUCCCAUACGAUACACUUCUUGCAUACCAGGACUUCAACGCCGGUUCCCAUGCAAGUGGCACUGCUGGCAGUGGCCCCUGGGGGUCAGUUGACCACCCUGCAAUGGCACAUGACUUUGCUGUGAUGAUUGAGGUGUGGCCAUGUUCCGAUUCAUCUUUGACAUUCCGUGCUACUUACAAUGACUCUCAUCUCGAUGCUGAGGGCGCUAGAAUCAUGCUAAGCGAGAUGGAUGAUAUUGUCAGGUACAUCCUUGAUGAACCGGAAGGAAACUUCUUAGACGCCCUCUCGCACACUGGAUCGAGCCUCAAGUCUUCAUUCAACCCGGUGUCGCGUUGCGUUGAUGAGGUAUCCGAGGGAGUCCUCAUACACUCUUGGUUUGAGGACCAUGCAGCCUCCAAACCACAUGACCCAGCGCUAAUCUUCAAGUAUGACUUGGAUGAUUUGGAGGACCCCGCUAACAUUACCUGGACAUACGGCGAGGUCAACGCCAUGGCUGACAGGCUUGCGGAUCAUUUGUCUGAGAUCUGUGGCCCCUUGGCAAAUGUUCCCGUCCCACUUUGUAUCGAGAAAAGCCCAGCUGUGUAUAUAGCCAUUCUGGCAAUUCUUAAAGCCGGCGGUGCUUGGUGCCCCAUUGACACCUUAUCCCCUGCACAACGUCGUCACGAUCUAAUCGCGCGGACUGGGGCCAAGGUUCUUCUGGUCUCCAGUGAUGACCCAGCCCAGACGGAGGAGGCUGUGCCCUCUAGUGUCGAACUCGUCGAUGUCGCUCAAUACACCAAGGAUGCUCCGUUGCUAGCGAACGGUGUCCAUCAGAAAAGUCCUCGAGUUAAGAACAGCCCAGACGAUAUGGCCUAUUUGAUCUGGACUAGUGGUACGACUGGUGCUCCCAAAGGGGUUCCCAUCACUCAUUCCGCGGCUGUGUCUGCCAUGAAAUCCCUCCACCGGGAUAUUCCCACCGAUGUGAGCGGCGGCGCUAUCCGUUGUUUGCAGUUCUCGCAGUACACUUUCGAUGUCUCGAUCCAGGAUAUGUUCUAUACUUGGGGCAUAGGAGGCGUGCUUAUUUCAGCUACCAGAGAGAUCAUGCUUGGCUCGUUUUCCAAACUUGCGAACACAACGAAGGCGACACACGCUCAUCUCACCCCAGCCUUUGCUGCUGGUAUCCCAAGGAAAAGCUGUGAAACGUUGCAGGUCAUCACGAUGAUCGGGGAGAAGUUGACACCGUCUGUUGCCGAAGACUGGGGCACUGACAUGCGAGCUUUCAACACUUAUGGGCCUGCCGAAGCAACCAUUGUUUCUACGAUCCGGGAGUUUGGAAAUGAGCACAAAAAUAUCAAGAGCGCGAACAUCGGCUGGCCGAUGGAUACCGUUUCCGUCUAUGUGAUGAAAAACCGACGCACGAUCAUGAAGAAUGCUGUUGGUGAAUUGGCGCUUGGUGGUCCACAACUCUCUCCUGGAUACCUGAGGCAGGAAGAUGUCACUAAGGCCAAGUAUAUCUACAAUGAGGAAGCAGGCCAGACCCUGUAUUAUACCGGUGACUUGGUCCGCAUGCUCAGCGAUGGCUCUCUCGAGUAUAUCAAUCGUGUCGAUGACCAGGUCAAGCUUGCGGGUAUUCGCAUUGAGCUAAGCGAGAUCAGCUACUCCUUGGGUGGCUGCCAUCCCCUGGUCGAGAACAUUGAGACUCUCGUUCUCACUCGUCCUGACAGGCCCAACCAGGUCGUCGUCGCUUUUCUUUCUGCCCCAGGCGCAAUUCGCCCGGAGCAAGGUGGAGAGCUUGUGUUACUCGACGAUACUGCCCUGGAGAUUGCCCAAGCUGCUAAUGAAAAAGCACAGUCUACCCUACCAGACAACAUGAUUCCUUCCGUUUAUCUGGUGAUCCGAAGCAUUCCGAAGACAGCAUCUGCUAAGACAGACCGUCGCGCACUCCAGGCUGCUUAUGCCACGGUUGACAUUGACGAUUGGGAAAAGCGGCUGAAUCCGGAGACUGCUGCUGCUGCUCAAUCACCCGAUGACCCAGAAUAUGCUGCUACCAUAGCACAAGUGAUCGACAUGAUUUCGUCCCUGGCAGGCAUUUCUUCCGCGGGUAUCUCGAGGACCAGUAGGAUGCAUAGCUUGGGUAUCGACUCCAUUCGCGCAGUCCGGCUUGCGUCCAAGAUGAGAAAAGCAGGGUACCAGUUUUCCGUUCUUGAUCUCCUGAACUGCGUCACCGUUCAAGAUCUUAUGAAGCUUAUCUCAAAGAAAACGGAGAAGCCCCAGUCCGAUGUGUUCGAUGUCAACGGCUUCAACGACAAAUGGCAUCCAGCUAUAUCUGACAAGGUGCAGGAGGAAUUCUUCACUGUCAGGGCCACGACUAUCCAAGAAAGUCUUCUAAGUGAGACCAUGGGUACAUACGAUAUGUACUGGAGCAACCAUUUCUUCUCCCUUGAACAGGCUGUGGACGUCAUAAGACUGAAGCAAGCUUGGCUCGCCGUCGCUCAGAAAACAGAGGCGUUGAGGACAGGGUUCAUGCCUGUGGCCGAGGUCAGCAAAGGCAACAACAGCGGCACACUUGAUUUUUCUCUCCUACAACUUAUCUACAAGGUUCCUUCGGUGGAUUGGGAAUAUGUGAAUUGCUCUACAGAGGAUUACGUCGAGUUGCGUGAUGCUCGAAUCAAGGACGUCAUGAUGAAACACCAGACGCAGUACUUCAGGAAUCCUCCUUGGGCAGUUACAGUCUUUGACAAGGAUGGUGAGAGGGUCAUGAUCCUCACGAUACAUCACUCCCUCCAUGAUGAGCCCUCACUUCGUCUUAUCAUGGACGAUGUGCAAGCCGCCUAUGCCUACAAGCCACCAUCGAGACUCCAGCUCACUAAUGCCUUGUCAAUCGUCUUACCCAAUGAGCAAAAGGCCAACGCGACGCACAAUUUCUGGAAGUCGGAACUCGAGAAGUUUGCGGAGCUUGAUGUUCCGGUAUGGCCGGAUCUCACAGGUGUUAGGGCGCAGCCGGCUGCUGUCCCAGAACGCAAGCUACUCAUCGCAGAAGUCCCGUUGACCGAACCGGCGACGAAACUCCAGUCAGCGGCUGCGGAGCUAGGGGUUUCGUCCGUUGCGUCAAUCAUUCGGGCUGCUUGGGGAUACGUUUCCGUUAGCUAUCUUGGAAUUCCGGCUACGGUGUUUGCGGAGACUCUGUCUGACCGUGUUUUGCAUGCAGACUUGGAAGAUGGAGUUGGCCCUCUGAUCUCGGUUGUUCCCAUCCCUUUCUGCCCUAAAGGCAGUGCACGAGAGCUUCUUGAGGAGCAACACCGACUUUCGGUUCAAUCAUGGAAGUAUCGCCACGUUCCUGCCCGUGAUGUUCGAAAGAUGCUCAGACGACCACGAGGUGAAGCACUAUAUCCGGCAGUUUUCAACUUCCAUGCGGAAAGCGACGUAUCUGAGACAUCCCCAACUAUCUGGAGUGAGACUGAGGACGAGGUUGGUUUGCAUGUUGAGCAUCAGAUGGCUUUCAAUGUCUUCCAGCGACCAGAUGGAUCCUUCCUGCUGGAAGCAUGCGCGGAUAGUCGUGUCAUGAACCAAGAACAAUUGGCAGUUUUUGUCCGUCAAGUGGACGGUCUCGUCAGCGCCAUGCUAGCCUAUCCUGAUAAGCCAUUGAUGGAGGUUGUCGAUCACCUCUCGCAUGAUCUUCUCUCCGUUUCGAACAGACCCGUUAGCGAAGAGGUUGCUAACUCGGUACAUUCUGCGCCUACAUAUUGGUUGGAGCGGAAUGCCAGAGAACAUCCGGACUGGACUGCAGUGGAAGUAGCAAGCAGUAUCAGCCCUGAUGGUAUUGUGAAGGAGACUAUGAGCUACAGUAAGCUGAACGCUGAAGCAAACCGCGUAGCGGCUUACCUCGCGUCCCUGGGCCACAAAAACAGGAUGAUUGCUGUUUGCACUGGACGGAAUCUACCUUCAUACCCGAUAAUCGCUGGCAUCUUCAAAUCCGGAAACGCAUACCUGCCAAUUGUGGAGGAUCUUCCGGUUGAUCGCAAGCUGUUCUUGGCCGAGGAUGCAGACUGUCCAAUCGUGUUCACUGAGACAACUCUCUCAGACUCUUUCUCUCGUGUUUCUGACAACUGCAGCGUCAUUUGCAUCGACGACCCGCAGUUCCAGAAGUCGGUCGAAUCAAUGCCUGUCGAGGAUAGAGACUACCAGUCCGGCCCCGACGACCUCGCCUACCUCCUUUUCACGUCUGGGUCUACCGGCAAACCGAAGGGCGUGAUGGUCACCCGCGGUAAUCUUUCGUCUUUCAUCGAGUCCUUCAGUGAAUUUGCCACCACGGCAGCCCCUAUCACUUUCGAGCUCGGGGGCAAGGGCAGAUACCUAGCUCAAGCCAGCAGAGCAUUUGAUCCUCACCUCUUGGAGAUGCUCUUCCCUUGGCGCCACGGAAUGACAACGGCAACUGCACCUAGGGAAAUGAUCUUGGAUGACCUUCAUUCCACCAUGUCAAAGUGGGGCAUCACGCACGCAAGUUUCGUGCCUUCUAUCGUCGACCAGGCCAAUCUGACGCCCCACGACUGUCCCAGUCUGGUGUUCAUGACCGUUGGUGGUGAGAAGAUAACUCAAAAGACACUGGAUACAUGGUCUACGUCACGUGUUGCACUUGUAAACGCUUACGGACCAACCGAAGUCACUAUUGGUUGCACAUUCGCUCGCGUUGGGAAGUACACAAACAUGCGCAAUAUUGGAGCCCCGUUGACCUCGUGUGUUGGCCAUGUCUUUAUCCCGGGUACUCAGCAUUAUGCUCUGAGAGGUCAAACUGGUGAACUGUGCUUCAGUGGCGAUAUUGUUGCCAAGGGUUAUCUCAACAGACCAGAUGCAACUGGAUUCUGCGACGGUCCCCGUGGAGAAAAGAUGUAUCGCACUGGUGAUAUCGGUCGCUUGAUGCCCGACAAUUCGGUGGAGUAUCUCGGUCGUGGAGAUGACCAGACCAAGAUUCGUGGCCAGAGACUUGAGCUUGGAGAGGUCUCUGAAGUGCUUCGUUCCUCCUCGCCAAUUCCCAUCGACGUCGUUACCAGCGUUGCUCAGCAUCCCGGCCUCGCGAGAGUGCAACUGAUCUCCUUUUUCGCACGCGCCGGUGCUCGUCAGCGCGAUCAGAAGGAAGUUUCUCUUGUGCAGUCAGAUCUGGCCACUCUUGGUAAGGAACUUCAAGAGAUUUGCCAGAAGAAGCUUCCUGGUUACAUGGUUCCUGAGCUCAUCCUCCCUGUCACGCAUAUUCCGCUCGCACAAAUGUCGGCCAAGAUCAAUGUCAAGGAGCUUCACGCCCUAUUCGCGUCGCUUCCGCUGGACCUAAUCCUCCAAGGAAACAAGUGGACGGCUGAAGGCGGGGCUGCCUCCAGUCGACCUUUGACAGCAGAUGAGGAAGCAGUCGUGAAGGAGAUCUGUAGUGUGAUUCCCGUUGACGCCUCCAUCCUUGGUGCAUUGACAAACAUCUUCGAAGUCGGUCUGGACAGUCUCAGUGCUAUCGGUCUCUCCAUCAGACUGAGAAAGAUCGGGUACGCGGCUACAGUGGCUCUUGUUAUGAGCAACCCGGUCAUUGAACAAUUGGCACGGCUACCCAGGAUGUCGCCGCCUGUAUCAAAUGGGGAUCCCGCUGCCUCGAAGCUGCACCAGAGACUAGCCGAUCUGGACGCCCAAUACCGUCGAAGCUGCCCGGCUGACGUCGACUUGUCUACUGUCUCCUCGGUUCGGCCUUGCCUACCGCUUCAAGAGGGUCUGGUCGCCCGUUCUAUCAAUAGCGAAGGCGAUCAGUUGUACGUCAAUCAUGUCGUUCUACAGCUCGCAGGCCAUGUUGAUGCGGGUAACUUGAAGGCAGCAUGGGAGAAGGUUGUAUAUGACAAUGAAAUCAUGCGGAGCGCUUUCGCUCCAUUGGAUAAUGAGAUGGUGCAAGUCGUUUUCUCGGCUGGUUCUUCUCAGAUUCAGUGGACUGAUGAGGAGUACGAGAACUUGGAGGAAGCGCUAUCCCGCCGCAAAUCACAGGAAGGGAAUGUCUCGCGUGAGAUCAUCUCGAACAUUUGCAGCGUUCCUCCAGUGCGGUUCCAUUUCGCAAGAUCCUCUAAUGGAGGGCAGCCGCUCGCUCUGUUCAUUGCGAUUCACCAUGCCCUUUAUGAUGGAGAGUCUUUCACGAUGCUAAUGCAGGAUGUCGCCUCUCGUUACGAAGGCAAGCCUGUUCCGACCCGCGGCUCACCCUCAGAUUUCAUUGAGCAUGUCUAUGGCCUGGGCUCAGAUAAAGCUAAGGAGUACUGGGUUCAAUAUCUGGCGGGUUAUUCUCCUACGCUGUUUCGCACAGAGUUUGGCUCUUUGGAGCAGCCUAAAUCCGUACAGAGACGCGCGAGUAACAAAUUAUCGGAGCUGGAACAGUGCGCAGCAAAUCUCCAAGCCACCGUCUCAUCUCUGAUACAGGCGCUUUUUGCGCUCCUUUUGGCUGAUACUGUUGGUGUAUCCGACGUCACCUAUGGUCUCGUGCUCUCUGGUCGUGCUAUCUCCGUCCCUGGCGCGGACACAGUCCUUCUUCCAUGCAUUACUACGAUCCCUGGCCGCCUGAAUACCAACAACCUCAGCACGGUUUCUGAAGUCGUUCAGUCAGUGCAGAAGUCGACCGCUAAAUCUCUCGACUUCCAACACACAUCUUUGAGACACAUCCAGCGUUGGAUCAAGUCAGAGUCCCCUCUGUUUGACUGCCUGUUCUCGUAUAUCCGUGCUACGUCACCAGCAGCGCAUAGCUUGUGGCGUGAAUUCGACAGCCACAUGCCCGCUGAGUAUCCUGUGGCAGUGGAAGUGGAAGCAAACCAUGAGUUGGAUACGGUAAGCCUUAACGGGCUGUUCUCGUCGGCCUUUACCUCGUCUCAUAAUGGAGAGGAGCUUCUCGAGAAGAUGGAUGCAGUGUUGUCUAGUGUUGUGGCUGGAGAAAGUCUCUCGUUGGACAACUUCAAUCUUUCCACAUCCCAGGCUCCGGGUACUCGCUCGACUACCCUCAAAUGGGAUGAGACUACGUGGUCCAGUGUGGAAACCGAGCUCAGAGACAUUACCGCGUCAUUCUGCGGAUUGGCUACGUCGGAUGUUUCCAAGGGCGCGUCUUUCCUGAGCCUUGGUAUUGACUCAGUAACCGCGAUUCAGUUCGCGCGCAAGCUCCGGGAGGCAGGAAUGCAGGUUACUUCAUCGGACGUGAUGCGCUUCUCCUGCAUUGGUGCCUUGGCCCAACAUAUCGAACGCCGUUCAUCAGAGGCGCCGCAAACCAAUGGGGUGGAAGAGUCCCAGCCGACCAGCAUCCCAGUCGCGGAGUAUCAAAAGCACAUUCGGGCUCUUAACGAUGACGAUUCCAUUUCCACUGUCUUUGAAUGCACUCCACUGCAGUCCGGCAUGAUCACGCAGACAAUCAGUUCCGAUGGGCAGGUCUACGUUCACCCGCAUGCGAUUAGGCUCACGGACAAUGCGGACAUUCCCCGACUAAAAGAUGCUCUUUUGGAAGUCAUCCAGGCAAAUGACAUUUUGCGUACCUCGUUCCACCUGAUAGGGGAAUUGGGCCCGUCUUGGGUUGGUGCUGUGCAUGAACGCCCUCCUUUUGAAUGGGAUGAGGUGGAGCUGCCCUCUGGGGCCGAUGUCCCCUCGCAAGUCGCCGCUCUCUAUUCGUUCUCUGAUGAAGCUUCUUUUGAGGCUCCGCCGAUUCGUUCCGUCCUUGUCCACCAACCUGAGGGCAAGGUCCUUGUUAUCGUCAUGCACCAUGCUCUGUAUGACGGUGCCUCUCUGCCAUUCUUCUUUGAAGACCUGGCCACGAUCUACAAUGGCAACAACAUCCCUGACAGACCACAAUUCUCGAAGACCGUCGGUCUCAUAUUGGGUUCACAAGAGGAAUCUUGCAAUUUUUGGGUCAGCAAACUAAGCAACUAUGAGGUUACUGAGAUACCCCGGCUUCCCGCUUCAGAAUCGUCGAGCGGAAUGCUGCUCCGCAAGCGUCGACUUGAUAUUGACUUGCCGGCUGCCAUUCAGUCUUGCAAGGAGAUGGAAGUAACAGUGCAGAAUAUCUCGCUUCUGGCGUAUUCUAAAGUUCUAGCACAUUUGGUUGGAAAGCGUGAUGUGGUGUUUGGACAAGUUCUGGCAGGGCGUUCGUUGUCUACGCCAGAGGCUGAACGUACUAUUGGACCUCUGUUCAACACUGUGGCCCAAAGAGUCACUUUCGAGCCAAAGUUCUUGAGCAAUAAAUCGAUGGCCCAGCGUCUGCAGCAACUGACCACUGAUGCUCAAGGUCACCAGCACGCACCACUCAGGGUUGUCCAGAAUGCUCUCAGACAAGCGAAUGGACUGAAGUCUGCAUCUCUCUUCGACACACUAUUUGUCUUCAUGAAGAGUGCGGACCUUGAGGGCAGUGUACUAGAACAGCAGAACAUCUGGCGGCCUUAUGAGUCAGAUGAUUCUGCGGCUCUGACGGAGCACAAGCUGAAUGUUGAAGUUGACCAUGCGCAUGAUGGAAUUCACGUCACCGCAUCAUGCAAUGGGCAGUAUAUGACACAAAAUAUGCUGGAUGGGUUUGUGGAUGAGUUUGGAGCAGUGCUGCGAGACAUCAUCGAGCACCCAGCGAGAUGCGCAACAGUCAUGCCUGAGCGUCUAGGAGAACUGCCACUCCGGCUGUCUGUGACAGGAUCAGAAGUAAACAGCGAUGAGGACGUCGAUGGCCCUCCGCAUGAGGCCGUCAUUCAAGCUGUUCUUUCUGAUAUCAGUGGCCUGUCGAAGGAAAACAUAAAGCCAACCACGAGCAUCUUCAGUAUUGGCUUGGACUCGCUGUCGGCUAUCCGAAUUGCAUCCAUCUGUCGGAAGAAGGGCCUCAAGACAAGCGUUGCCGAUAUUCUACAGGGUGGCACUUUACGUGGUAUCAGCCAGCGUGUCCGCCCAACUUCGGAGCAAGCACCCAAGGCACAUGGCUCGCUGAUUGCUGACUACGAUAGUGUGGAACGGGCUGUUUUGGAGCGACUACAGCUAGGCAAAGAAUCCGUCGAGACGAUUCUGCCCUGCCUAGGCGGUCAGUUCUUCCACCUCGCCAGCUGGUUGAAGUCUGGGCGAAAGUUAUUUGAGCCUGCAUGGCCAUACUUCAGCUCGGAACGCAUCGACAGUGUGAAGCUUGAACAAGCUUGGUCUCAGCUCCGCCAGAGACAUCCAGUUUUGCGAACCUGCUUUGUGGCUCUUUCACCGUCCGAAGCUGUGCAAGUUGUGGUGAAGGAGGCUAUGCGUGACGGAGACGUGUUCAAGGUCAUCGAGUCGUCUGAUCCCAUCGCUGAGGUAGCUAAAGCGCAAGCGAGGGAAGAGGCACUGCGCCCAUCCUCUCUGUUUGUCCCUCCCGUCAGACUUCGCCUCAUGAAGGCUGGCGAUAGAGAUGGUAUCCUCGUCCUUGUUAACCAUGCUGCCUAUGAUGCGUGGACAAUGCCGAUGUUUGUUUCUGAGCUCGCAAAUCUCUACCGCGGCGAACCAUUGGACACCAAUCCCGAUUUCCCGGCGUUUGUCGACUUCUCGGUGCGAUCUCUUCGUGGGCUCGAUGAGAAGACCUUCUGGACCUCUGCGGUGGGGUCAGGCACACCUACGCUGGUCAAGGGUAACAAAUCUGACGCUGGUCAAGCCUCUGAUCAGUUGUUCGUUAGCGCAUGGGAACAGGUCAAGAACCUCAGCAAACUGGAGACUGCAUGCCGUUCCGUCGGGCUUAGUCUCCAAACGGUCGUCCUUCUCGCCAUAUCUCGCUGUCUCUCGCGGAACACGGGAGCAAAGAACCCGGUGAUGGGCCUAUACCAGACCGGCCGGUCUGCUUCAUUCACCGAUAUCGAAAAGCUGUCAGGACCCUGCCUCAACGUCAAUCCUUUUGCUGUCCCUGAUGCUGUGUCGGCCGGCUCCCUUCUUGACAAAGCACAAGCUGUCCAAUCUGCUCUUGCCGAGCGGAUCUUUUUCGAGCAGAGCUCACUCCGUGACGUCCUCGGCUGGACUGGAAACGGAAAUGGCGCUCCACUUUUCAACACCUGGGUCAAUCUUCUCUGGAUGCAGAACGCGAUGCCAUCAGCCGCUGAUGCGUCUCCGGACUCGGAAGCGAUCGAUCAUACAGAUCUGUUCCUCCCACUUCGCAUCGGUGUGCCCACAGACUUCAUACCCGCAGAACCUUUGGAUAGUCAGGACACAGCCGUCUCCGCCUUGGAUACUUCUUUCCUGCCUGAUCAGAACAUCUUCAUCGAUGUUGGGCCUGAUCCCAAAACUGAUAGCAUUGGGUUUGGCGUUCGUGUUGAGGGCGGUGUUCUUACUGAGGAUGAGGUGCUUCGACUUGUUUCUGAAAUUGGAUACGAGAUUGAGACUGUUGUCUCGUCCUUGCAUUAG
This is a messenger RNA of Aspergillus terreus NIH2624, 14235 nucleotides long. It is a transcript of the gene sidC, whose product is annotated as nonribosomal siderophore peptide synthase SidC. Gene Ontology annotation, cellular component: cytoplasm. Gene Ontology annotation, biological process: amino acid activation for nonribosomal peptide biosynthetic process; secondary metabolite biosynthetic process. Bases 1 to 14235 code for a protein of 4744 amino acids. The transcript has 2 exons. NCBI's taxonomy places the organism in Eukaryota, Fungi, Ascomycota, Eurotiomycetes, Eurotiales, Aspergillaceae. Gene Ontology annotation, molecular function: phosphopantetheine binding; catalytic activity. The record is from RefSeq and is a predicted model, not a curated record.